Lentinula edodes (shiitake mushroom) is the source of this 1590-nucleotide messenger RNA. RefSeq names its product 26S proteasome regulatory complex ATPase RPT4. Gene Ontology annotation, cellular component: proteasome regulatory particle, base subcomplex; cytosolic proteasome complex. Bases 8 to 1207 code for a protein of 399 amino acids. Gene Ontology annotation, biological process: positive regulation of RNA polymerase II transcription preinitiation complex assembly. The transcript has 9 exons. Lineage: Eukaryota; Fungi; Basidiomycota; Agaricomycetes; Agaricales; Omphalotaceae. Gene Ontology annotation, molecular function: ATP binding; proteasome-activating activity; ATP hydrolysis activity. The record is from RefSeq and is a predicted model, not a curated record.
CACCACUAUGGAAGGUCCAGCAUCAACAUCGUCCGGAACAAUGGACGCACGUAGGAAGGAGGCUCUGAAAAACUAUAGAGAUAAAUUACGAAGCCACGAAACGAGUAGUGAAAGUCUCAAGAACUUGAGGUUCUCUUUGAAAGAUCUGGAACGAGAAUAUGAGAAAACAGAAGAAGAUAUCAAAGCCGUCCAAUCUGUUGGUCAAAUCAUCGGAGAGGUUAUGAAGCAGCUAGACGAUGAACGAUUCAUUGUCAAGGCUUCCUCAGGUCCUCGAUAUGUCGUGUCAUAUCGACCAACAUUACCGGCGGAAAAAUUGAAGAACGGGACGCGUGUCUCUCUCGACAUGACUACAUUAACGGUCAUGCGAAUUCUUCCCCGUGAAGUUGACCCACUUGUGUAUAAGAUGAGCUUAGAGGAUCCCGGAGGUGCAUCUUUCGCUGGUAUCGGCGGACUGACUGACCAAGUUAGGGAGUUGCGUGAAAUCAUCGAGCUUCCUAUAUUAAAUCCGGAGCUGUUCCAGAGAGUUGGUAUCAACCCACCAAAAGGUGUAUUAUUGUAUGGUCCUCCUGGAACGGGUAAAACUCUACUUGCACGAGCAGUCGCUGCCACACUCCAAACGAAUUUCCUCAAGGUUGUUUCCUCUGCAAUCGUAGACAAGUACAUCGGAGAGAGCGCGCGAGUAGUGCGUGAAAUGUUUGGAUAUGCGAGAGAACAUGAGCCAUGUGUGAUAUUCAUGGAUGAGAUUGAUGCUAUUGGGGGUCGACGGUUCUCUGAGGGAACGAGUGCUGACCGAGAGAUUCAGCGCACGUUGAUGGAACUUCUUAAUCAGAUGGAUGGUUUUGACUCUCUAGGUCGUACAAAACUAAUCAUGGCCACGAAUCGACCUGAUACCCUCGACCCCGCGCUAUUGCGUCCUGGCCGACUUGACCGCAAAAUCGAAAUACCGUUACCGAAUGAACAAGCUCGACUGGAAAUCCUCAAAAUUCACUGUCAACCGGUUAACAAGGCUGAAGAUAUUGACUAUGAAGCCAUUGUCAAGCUUUCUGAUGGCUUUAAUGGUGCUGACUUGCGCAACAUUGUUACAGAAGCUGGCAUGUGCGCUAUACGUGACGACAGGGAGUAUAUUAACCAGGAGGAUCUGACCAAGUCUGCUCGUAAAGUGUCGGAUGCUAAGAAGCAUGAAACGAAAUUAGAGUACUCGGCUUAGACUAGUUUGGUGUAUUCUGUCUGAUCCAUGUACCAUAAUGAAGAUUCCUUGAUGGUAUUACAGGGUAUACUAUAUUACAAGCCAGUUAAUCAUACAGGAGAGCCUGGCUUUUGUGCUCCACUUUGGCGUUUCUGUGGCAAGUUCAGUUUGGCGGUCUAUACAUACCUAGGAUCAUUCAAUUUUUUUUAGUUUUGAUCUACGAAGGUCAAAACCGAAUCUUGUGCUCACUAUGUUCGACGUUUGCCUUCACCAGUAGCGAUGAGGAUCAAAGUCCAGACAAAUUCAGUGACUGGAUGCAUUACUAUUGUCCACUCUGUCGUUAACGGUGGGAUAAUAAUUUGAGAAACUAGUUCACUCGCCUUUCAACAACAGUGUAGGAGAGA